CGCGCCCAUGUGCACAAGCAAAGUGGAAAAGCAAAGAAAAAAGUGUGAUUAAUUAAUAUAUCAGUGCAUCAGUGUAUUUAUAUUUUGUUGUUAAACAUGAAUCCUGAGAAGCUCAAAAAGUUACAAGAGUCUGUAAGAAUUGGGGGCAAGGGAACACCGAGGCGCAAGAAGAAGAUUGUUCAUCAGACGCCCGGAACAGAUGACAAAAAAUUGCAGUCAUCGUUGAAAAAAUUGGCCGUCAACACAAUUCCCGGCAUUGAGGAAGUCAAUAUGAUUAAAAAUGAUGGCAGUGUAAUCCAUUUCAACAAUCCAAAAGCUCAGGCUUCACUUGCAGCCAAUACCUUUGCCAUCACAGGACAUGGAGAGAACAAGCAGAUUGUUGACAUGCUGCCAGGAAUUCUAACUCAACUGGGUCCUGAAGGUCUCAAUCAUUUAAAGCGAUUGGCAAAUGAUGUAGUCUGCAAUGAGAAACUUCUUAACGAGGAGGACGAUGUCCCGGAGCUGGUAGAGAACUUUGAAGAAGUGGCUGACAAGGAGGCUGUCGCCGUAGAGAGUGUCACAAAGAAAACGGAACAAGUGACUGUCUCAUAGGUGCAAUUAAAUGCAUAUAAUUGUAUGUUUCUCGGAUGAAAUAGACAUCCACGGAUAGAACAAAAUUUCCUGAAAUAUUUGUAUAUAUCUCACGUGUGAGACAUCUUUUUAGCGAUUGGAUUAUGAUUACAUCGUAGAUCUUUCCAAAAAUUAAAUCAGUUAAUCUUCAGCAUUCCUUAAGUCAAAUAAUCUACUAAUAUUUAGAAACCACGGAUAUUUUAUGCUGUAUUGCCUUUUUAAAGUGAAAUAAAUUUCAACAUUUUUUUUCUGAUCAA
Messenger RNA from Phlebotomus papatasi, 866 nucleotides. Its product is annotated as transcription factor BTF3 homolog 4-like. The record is from RefSeq and is a predicted model, not a curated record. Bases 97 to 591 code for a protein of 164 amino acids. Gene Ontology annotation, cellular component: cytosol; nascent polypeptide-associated complex. Lineage: Eukaryota; Metazoa; Arthropoda; Insecta; Diptera; Psychodidae. The transcript is spliced from 3 exons.